Molecule: messenger RNA, 2216 nt
Organism: Cuscuta epithymum
Lineage: Eukaryota; Viridiplantae; Streptophyta; Magnoliopsida; Solanales; Convolvulaceae
Source: the annotation of a GenBank genome assembly
CAAACUUGGCGUCCUCUCAAAAAAAAAUUCCAAACUUGGCAAAGCCAAGGGAGUCUGUUUUCAUCACAGCGACACAGCCUUUCUGUGCUUCUGAUUCCUCCCGUCAGACGCCAAAGGAAGCAGACUCAAAAAUGGUACGCUCUGAAAUUUCAGUGUACUCCUAGAGGGCUACACGCUUACCACACCUACUCUCUCGAGCUAACCUAAGGCAGAGCCAUGGCAGCAGCACUGGAAUGCUGGUCCAGCCGAGCCGGUACAGACGAGGAUAUGGUGGAGCAAGUUCUCAUGAGAACCAAUGACAGAUCGGAAGGUACACAUGAACACGCUUCCUCUUCAUUGGCCGACAAUUGCGGCGGAGGCGCUGGAGGUCUCAAAGAGUCUUCAGCGAUGCAGAAACGUUUUCAGAAGCUGUCGAGGAACGUUUCUGAAGCCAUUGCCUCACUGAAGAACUCGUUUAACCUCGACUCUGUUCGUGAAUCGACCUCCUCGUCUCCCACCGGCCGCAAUGAAAGCUGCCGGAAGCACUUCUGGGCCGGCGUUGUACGGAGCCUGACUCAACUCUACCCCGGUAGUCAACUUCCUGAGAAGCUCGUUUCCAACAUCCGCAAGCAUUACGAUUCACUACCUCUCAGUUAUGCCCAAGCUGAGUUUGAAAUGAAGGAUGUAUUUCUACACAUCAAAUUGAUAGAACAAGCAUCAACGGAGGACCACCCAGCAAUAUUGAUACAAGAGGCAUCAGAAGACGAAGGUGUUCCCUGUUCAGUAUUUAAGCUCACCUUUGCUUGUAAAUCUUCUAUUUCUUGGCCAGCGAUGUCUUGGGCUCUUGACAGUGCCUCGAUUUCAUGUAAAAAGAUACAGAUCUUCGAGAAGAAAGGGCUCACAUUAGGGGUUGUUUUUCUUCUGGUUCAGCAAUCUGCUGAGGAGAUGAUUUUCAGAACCAGGAUAGAAAAUGCUCUUAAGUUGGCUUUCAAGAAGCCAAAAACCAUGAUGCUCCCUUUCGGGCUCUGUGGGUGCCAAGAACAGAACACUCCUGGGAGAGAGUUUGGGGAUAUUGAAGAUGAUGGCAGAACUGGGGCCCACAAUUCGAGCCCGAAUGCUGUGCUGCAAAUGCCUUUACACAGUUCUUCAUUCAUAGUUUCAGUAGAUGAAUGGCAGACUGUGCAAUCUGGUGGGGAUGAGAUUGAGAAGUGGUUGUUAAGCUCAGAUAUGCUUGAAUUUACUGAGCAAAUAGGACUUUAUACCUUCAAAGGUAUAUACAAGGGGAAAAAAGUCGGGAUUGAGAAGCUCAAAGGGUGUGAAAAGGGGAACUCAUAUGAGUUUGAGCUUAAAGGAGAUUUGCUGGAGUUGAUGACUUGUGAACAUAAGAGUAUAUUGCAUUUUCAUGGGGUUUGCAUUGAUGAUAAUCAUGGAUUGUGUGUUGUCACUAAGCUAAUGGAAGGUGGGUCUAUUCAUGACUUUCUCUUAAAGAACAGAAAGCUGCAGACUAAAGAGAUUAUGAAGAUUGCAUGUGAUGUGGCUGAGGGACUUGCAUUCAUGAAUGAUCAUGGAGUUCCCUAUAGAGACCUAAAUACACAGAAGAUCAUGUUAGACAAAUCUGGGAAUGCUUGCCUUGGCGACAUGGGAAUAGUGGCUGCUUGCAAUAACACUGGUGAGGCUAUGGAUUAUGAAACUGAUGGCUAUAGGUGGCUAGCUCCUGAGAUCAUUGCAGGUGACCCUGAAAAUGUUACAGAAACAUGGAUGAGCAAUGUAUAUAGUUUUGGGAUGAUAUUAUGGGAAUUAGUGACGGGGGAGGAAGCAUAUUCCUCUUUUUCACCAGUGCAGGCUGCUGUAGGGAUAGCUGCUUGUGGCCUAAGACCAGAAAUCCCCAAGGACUGUCCCCAAAUUCUGAGAUCGUUGAUGACCAAGUGCUGGAACAAUUGCCCUUCUAAGCGUCCUCACUUCUCUGAAAUUUUAUCAACUCUGACCCAUCCUUGCAACAGUAACAACACCAAUACUACUAGGUAAUGAAAGCAUGUUUUCCAUCCUCUGUACAAAAAUAUACACUAUAAAGAAGAUCGUUGUUUUUCUUGUUAUGCCGGUGAAAUAAAAUUCUUCAUUGUAGCGGAAACAUUUCUUUGGUAUUAUAGCGAGAAAGAAAUAUAAACAUUUCAUCCAUAGAAAAUGGAAGAUUAUGCCUUCAGGUUUUUAUACACAGAGAUUGAAUGAAUGAAAAAAGG